This is a messenger RNA of Penicilliopsis zonata CBS 506.65, 1008 nucleotides long. RefSeq lists its product as hypothetical. Gene Ontology annotation, cellular component: mitochondrial inner membrane. The coding region runs from base 1 to 1008 and encodes 335 amino acids. Gene Ontology annotation, molecular function: membrane insertase activity. Gene Ontology annotation, biological process: protein insertion into mitochondrial inner membrane from matrix; mitochondrial respiratory chain complex IV assembly. The transcript has a single exon. Lineage: Eukaryota; Fungi; Ascomycota; Eurotiomycetes; Eurotiales; Aspergillaceae. The record is from RefSeq and is a predicted model, not a curated record.
AUGCGGUCUCUCCGCCCUCUACACACAAUCCGCGCUUCCAAGUCCGGCUUCCAGCAUAUCCGCCAUUUCCACCCAACCAGGCCAUCACCGUUCGUUCACGAGGUCCUCGAAGUCUCUUCUUCGUUUCUGCAUGGCGUCCAUGCAGUUAGUGGCCUUCCGUGGGCCUUGUCGAUACCGUUGUCUGCUGUUUUCGUCCGGAUGACCGUUGCCCUCCCGCUGCAGGUGUAUACCAAGAUACAAGCGCACAGAGCACAGCAAUUAAACCCGCAGAUUCUGGCAUGGAUUGAAUCUGAGCGGAAGAGCUUACGCGUGGAUAAUAGAAAGUUGGCAAAGCCGUUGCUGCCCGCUCAACUCACACGCGAACUGAACAAGCGGUUGAAGGAGGAAGUGCGUAGGCUGAAAAAACGCUGGCACGUUUCUCGAUAUUAUGUAGGGAUGAACUUCCUACAGGUGCCCAUCUGGAUCUCUGUCAUGGAGAGUCUUCGGGCCAUGUCCGGGGUUCAAACGGGUCUCCUGGGGUAUCUGACGUCGAUUUUCAGCUCCUCGGCCUCGGCCCAAGAAGCCCUGCAAAUACCGGUCGAGUCUUCAUUCGCGACAGAGGGUGCGCUUUGGUUUCCUGAUCUUCUGGCUGGAGAUCCAACCGGUAUUCUCCCUGUGUGUCUCACAGCAUCCAUCCUUCUGAACAUUCGGAGCGGAUGGAAAACGAAAACGGCAAAGGAGAUCGCAGACCUACCCAAGGGGCUGGAGUUUUCCAAAGCACUAGCAUUCAAAGGCUUGAAAGGGUUUCUCCAGCUCUUGGCCCUCAAUAUUGGUCUCUCUUUCUACGUCUAUCAGAUGCCCUGUGCACUGAUGGUCUACUGGAUUACAAGCACAAAUAUUGCCACGCUGCAGUCACUCGUGCUGGAGAAGUACGUGUUUCCCAAGUCUCCUUUCAAACCAAGAAAGAAGAUGUACAUCGGCUUGAACAAGCCGCAAAAAACGACUUCAGACCUCCCUUUGUUCUUUUGA